Messenger RNA from Trichoderma harzianum CBS 226.95, 993 nucleotides. RefSeq lists its product as hypothetical. The record is from RefSeq and is a predicted model, not a curated record. Gene Ontology annotation, biological process: gamma-tubulin complex localization; chromosome segregation. The transcript is spliced from 5 exons. Bases 1 to 993 code for a protein of 330 amino acids. Lineage: Eukaryota; Fungi; Ascomycota; Sordariomycetes; Hypocreales; Hypocreaceae. Gene Ontology annotation, cellular component: gamma-tubulin ring complex; Ndc80 complex.
AUGGCUGCCGGUUUCGAUCCAUCAAUGUCAAUCGGCCCUGGCCGCCAGACCAUCGCCCCCGUUGGCCCCUCCGCCGCCGACACGCUGCCCAGCAUCGACUUUGGGUUCGACGAUUUGCGCGAGCGCAUGGCCAAGUUUACGGCCAAAUUCGAUGCCUUUAUAGAGCAGGGCCGCAAACGUGUCUUGGAAGAGCGCAAUCAGUUCCGCGUCAACAUGGCCGAGCUUCAAGAGGAUGAACGCAUGCGACGGAGGGAUAUUGAAAUUGCCCAAGUCAAGAUGUCGACGUACCAGCAAACCAUUGAGAAGGAAGAAGCCGAGAAGCGCGAAAUGGAAGGCUCAAUAUCCUCGCUCGCCGCCCAGCGCGACAGCCACAUCGCCGCCCGCGACAGCCUCAAGGCCCAGAUUGCCGAGACCCAAGCUGAGAUAGACUCUCGACUGGCCGCCCAACGCGCCUACAUGAAGCAGAAGGAGGCGCAGCUACGGUACAACGUCCCCGAGCUGGACUUUUGGAUCACAAACCUGUGUCUGCGGAUUGAGGGCGCGGGAAAAGACGACCGGCUCAAGUUCGUGUACACGCAUAUUGACGAGAAGAACUGGGAGCGCGAGGCGUGGUUCGAGCUGGUGACUAGCUCAAGGGAUUACGAUGUGAAGCAUUGCAGGCCCAAACUGGAGCGGGAGAGCGUCGAGAGGGUGCUGGAUAAGGUGAACGAGUCGAGGGAACUGGUUGUGCUGCUGAAGGGAAUGAGAGAGCUCCCUUUCGCCAUGCCCAAACCCGACAAACACGUCGCGGCCUCUCAAGCCGUCGACAUUCUCGAAGAAAUCUCAACCAUGCUAAACUGCCACAUGGACCGCCGCAUGCUGUCCACAUGCAUCUCAUUAAUCGAGCAAGGCGUCCAUCCAGAAUCUCUCGUGCAAGUCAUCAAGGAGCUGCGUGAGAUUGCCGAUGACACGCGCCGGGAACAGCAAGAGGCCGCCGCCGCUAAUAAUCGGUGA